AUGGCACCUAUCUCUACCAACACCUCUGGGUACAACACUCCCGACUCCGAACUAGAGUCUGUGCUUCCCAUCCAUCCCACCGCCGUUCGUCGCCCCAAUGCAAUCACUGUUCAGUCCGAGAACACGCUCUACAGCGACGAGCACAUCACCGCCAAGUUCUUCAACCGUGGCUCUGAGGUCACCGUGACCGACGGCCACUUCUCUGUCAAACCCACCGUUCAGGAGUACGAAUUCCAGACCAAGCGCGCAGUUUCCAAGACCGGUUUGAUGAUGAUCGGUAUUGGCGGGAACAACGGCACGACCUUGUGCGCGACCAUCCUCGCCAACCGCCAUAACAUCGUCUGGCACACCAAGGAGGGCAUCCAGCAGCCCAACUACAUUGGCUCUGUCCUCCGUGCCUCCACCGUCCGUAUUGGAACCGAACCCGGCACCGGCAAGGAAGUUCAUGUCCCUGUCUCUGACAUUCUUCCUAUGGUCCACCCCAACGACCUCGUGCUUGGAGGUUGGGACAUUUCCGGCGUCCCCCUCGAGAAGGCCAUGAAGCGCUCCAAGGUCUUGGACUACGACCUUCAGCGCCAGGUCGCGCCGCACAUGGCGCUCCUUGGCAAGCCCCUUCCGUCCAUCUACUACCCCGACUUCAUCGCCGCCAACCAGGAGGCCCGCGCGGAUAACCUCAUUCCGGGUGAAGACAAGCAAGCUCACCUCGAGCACAUCCGCGCCGACAUUCGCAAGUUUAAGCAGGAGAACGACUUGGACCGUGUCGUCGUCUUCUGGACCGCCAACACCGAGCGCUACAGCGACAUCAUCCCCGGCGUCAACGAUACUGCGGGCAACCUCCUCGCUGCGAUCAAGGCCUCCCACUCUGAGGUGUCUCCUUCGACCCUCUUCGCUGUCGCCGCCAUCCUCGAGGGCGAGCCCUUCGUCAACGGUGCGCCGCAGAACACCUUCGUUCCAGGUGCCAUCGAGCUCGCCGAGAAGCACCAGUCGUUCAUCGGUGGCGACGACCUCAAGUCGGGUCAGACCAAGCUCAAGUCCGUACUAGCAGAGUUCCUCGUCAACGCUGGUAUCAAGCCCCUCUCCAUCGCCUCCUACAACCACCUCGGCAACAACGAUGGCCACAACCUCUCCGCCGAGCGCCAGUUCAAGAGCAAGGAGAUCAGCAAGAGCAGUGUCGUCGAUGACAUGGUCGACGCGAACCGUCUCCUCUACAAGGCUCCGAAGGUCGGCCCCAAGGGCGUCCUCGUCGGCAAGGGCGAGCACCCCGACCACAUCGUCGUCAUUAAGUACGUGCCCGCCGUUGGCGACUCGAAGCGCGCGAUCGACGAGUACUACUCGGAGAUCUUCUGCGGUGGCCGCUCGACCAUCAACAUCUUUAAUGAGUGCGAAGACUCGCUCCUUGCGACGCCCCUCAUCCUGGACUUGACUAUUCUCACCGAGCUGCUUACUCGCGUCAAGUAUCGCAAGGUUGGGGCUGGCCAGGACUUCGCUCCGUUGUACUCGGUCCUGUCGCUCCUUUCCUACAUGCUCAAGGCUCCUCUCGUCAAGCCUGGCACCGAAGUCGUCAACAGCCUCAACAGGCAGCGCAACGCGCUCGAGAGCUUCCUCAAGGCCUGCAUCGGCUUGGAGGGCAACAGCGACUUGCUCCUCGAGACCAGGAUCUGGUAA
Messenger RNA from Cyclocybe aegerita, 1665 nucleotides. Lineage: Eukaryota; Fungi; Basidiomycota; Agaricomycetes; Agaricales; Hemipholiotaceae. The record is from the annotation of a GenBank genome assembly.